This is a messenger RNA of Dipodomys spectabilis (banner-tailed kangaroo rat), 2993 nucleotides long. It is a transcript of the gene Ccdc30, whose product is annotated as coiled-coil domain containing 30. The transcript is spliced from 17 exons. Lineage: Eukaryota; Metazoa; Chordata; Mammalia; Rodentia; Heteromyidae. The record is from RefSeq and is a predicted model, not a curated record. Bases 822 to 2837 code for a protein of 671 amino acids.
AGGCCAAUGGUAUGCGCCGGAACAAAGUUUUCAGAGGAAACGCUCUCCAGGGCGUGCGUCGUAUCUAUGGCUCCCACCGGAAGCACGCCUGUGCUCUCUACGGCCGGCGCGGUUGCUAUGACGCCGGAACUCGGUGGGCCGCGGUGAGCAGCCAGGAGCCGAGCGACCCUCGGAAUCUCGCCCGAAUCUCGCUGUAGCCUCUGGGAGAAAAGUUUCCGAUCUGCUUCCUAAGGUCCGGGACUCCUCUCCGAGAAGGAAGGCGUUGCUUCCCCCCUCUUCCACAUUCCAAGUCUUUCUCGCUCCUCUCCCAGCACGGGCCCCAAACUACCUGAGAACGCCGUCCGGCUCGGCCUUUGCAGCCCCGGGCUGGAGUAAUUCGUCCUGCCGAAGGAUCCUCCCUGCCCCACGUCCCCAGUGACCUCCGCGCUGGUUUCGAGCGGGUUUAGAACCCGCGGGACGAACAUUCCUUUUCUCACUACAGCAACCGACGGAAUCCAGCCCUCGAAGGGGACGACCCGCCACCACCAAGUCCACGGAGGCACAGUUUUCCCCUCCUUGUAGUUGCCGUUUUCUUCUCUUUUUUGUCUUUGUUCGUCAUGCAGAACCUUGAAUUCCAAUGAAGCUCAGGAAGUCUGCGGUAACUCCAGCAUCGGAGAUCAUCAAAAGUCCUAAUAAAGAAAACUGAAAAUGUUGUAUCAAGAAGAUUUGUCCAAAAUAGCUCUGAGAAGCCCCAGUGAACAGAUUGCACAUGUACUGGUAGAGAGAAGUACGAUCUUGGGGAACUUGGAACUUGUGGACUCCAAGACAGAGUCUCAAAGACAAUGAGCAGUAACCUACAGAAAUAUUUUCCCCAGGAGAAAUUUGAAGAAACAUAUCAGCCUCUGCAAAGAGAGCAUCAGAAGCAUCAAGAACCUGGGCAGCAGUGUAAAAACAGUCUGAGUGAGACUCAUAAUGGAGACCUGGACAAAGAUAAAAUAUCACAAACCUGCCCCGAGCAAGGUGUGGAAGAAGUAAUGAAGAGGAUGGGGCUGGCCAAUAAGGAGAUCCAGAGGCUCACAGAUGAACUGCAAGGGAAAGAGAAAGAAGUGGAGAAGUUAGAGUCUGCACUUGAGAAGGCUCACUUAGAAAUUGAGAAACUGAAAGAAAGUCUGAUGAAACUGAAAGAAAAUGAUGCAGUUGACCUACAGAAAGCAAAAGAACAUAAUCAGAGACUGGAUGAGGAAGUUCUGGCUCUAAGAAAUCGUGUUCGGUCACUUGACUCAGAAAAAAAAGUGCUGGAAGAAGUGGUUGAAAAACUUAAAAGUGAGAUGUGUGAAUCUCCAAAGUAUAAGCAACUUAGAAGCCCUGGAAAAACAAUGGGUGAUGAACAGAGAAUGCAGUAUCUAUUGUCUGGAGAAAAGCUAAAAUACCAGCAGCAAGAUGAAGUACAACAACUUCGUCAGAAUUUGCACCGGCUUCAAAUUCUUUGCAGCUCAGCUGAAAAAGAGCUUCGGUAUGAGCGAGGAAAGAACUCAGACUUAAAGCAACAUAAUAGCUUACUGCAGGAAGAAAACAUUAAGAUGAAAAUUGAACUAAAGCAGACCCAGGAGAAAUUACUAGACAGCACAAAGAUGUAUUCUUCACUUACAGCAGAGUGGAAGCAAUGUCAGCAGAAAAUCAAGGAGCUGGAGCUGGAUGGACUUAAGCAGGCUCAGAGCAUUAAAUCACAGAGCAAUCUGCAGGAAAAGCUAGCUCAGGAGAAGCUGAAUGCUGCCGAGGCACAGGAAAGGAUUUUGGACUUGCAGCAGAAGUUAGAGCAUGCUCAGCAAGCCUAUCUCUCAGACACUUGUAUUUUGAAGAAGGAACUAGAGGAAAAGAUGAAAGAAACCAUACAAAAUGAAGCCAAGUUGCAGCAGCAGUAUCAGGAAGAACAGCAGAGGAGGAUACUCCUGGAUCAGAAUGUGAAUGAGCUACAAAAACAAGUUAAAACCCUACAGAACAAAGAGAACCAAUUGGAAUUGACCAGUUCUCAGCAACAAGCAGCCAUCCUUAAACAACUAGAAGAGACAAAAAGAGAAUAUGAACAAACUGUCAAGAGCAACCUGUUACUGUCAGAGAGGCUGACUGAGUCACAGCAGGAGAAGGAAGCCCUCUGGGAAGCACUUGGGAGGUUUUUUGAGCAACUUGGUGAGCAUGUAAGAAACAACAAUGAGAAGCAAAACCACCACAGAGCAAGGCUUCGAAAGGUGAAGGAUCAUUACACUCAUGAAGUAGAAAUACGAAAUAGGAAAAUUAAACAACUUGAAGAUGAAACUGGAAAACUGCAGCAAAAGAUUGAAAUGGAAAAGGCAUUCCAGGGCCAGAUCAUGGCCCAGAAUGAUACUCUGCUUCUAGAAAAAAGGAAGCUUCUGGAACAAGUCACAAAUCAAGAAGAACUGAUCCUCAGCAACAAAUCCAUAAUCUCUUCAACCCAGAACAAGGCAUUUUUCCUGGAUAAAGAAAAUAAACAACUGCAGGAAAAUUGUCUCCGGCUAAUGCAGCAAGUUGGCCUCUUAGAGCGUAUUAUAAGGAACAUCCAGAUUCGUAGAGGAGAGGAAACAACAAUUAGUGAUAUCCCUACAUUUGAAGCAUUCAAUAAAAUACUGUCUUUACCAAACUCCAGUUUCUCAGGAGCCGGUUUUAUAGAGUCAGUUGAAAACUUUCACGUUGAAAAACAGAAGUCAGAAGUUGCCAUGGCAAUCCAAAAGACCCUUGAGUCUCUUUCAUGUUUACAGAAUUCUGAAACUGGAUACACAAAUGUGGAUUCUUUCAAAGAAACUCACCUCAUAGAAGAAGACCAAAAAAUCAGUGGUGUCUAAAACUUUCCUGAGCGGACCUGCUAACUAAAAUAAAUCUUGGAGGUAAAGUAGAAUAUGACAUGGAGAAGUGAUUCAGUAGAUCCCCAAUGGACAUCAACUAGGAGUCUGAAAUUGCUGAUGAAUUCAUUAAACAGUUUCAAAAAGUGUAUUUCUCAA